Molecule: messenger RNA, 884 nt
Organism: Mauremys mutica (yellowpond turtle)
Lineage: Eukaryota; Metazoa; Chordata; Testudines; Geoemydidae
Gene: ARL14EPL
Product: ADP ribosylation factor like GTPase 14 effector protein like
Exons: 6
Coding region: 348-824 (158 amino acids)
Source: RefSeq, a predicted model, not a curated record
UUUAAAAAAAGGCCUAAACGCAUUUUGCAUGGUGUAUAUAUGCCAUAAAGAAGAUACAUGCACACAAGAAAUGAAGAAUCACAUCCAAGUUUAAAUGGAUUUCUCAGUUUUAUGUGUUGUAUGCUAAGGACUGUAAAUAAUGAGUCGCUCUGGCUGAUGUCAGGAUCUUACUAUCAGAGCACUUGUGCAGCAGUAAACCUAGAGUAAUCUUUCUUCUGUGUGCCAGGCUAUUUGGUUGGGGAUGCUAUAAGCAGGGAGGCUGAAGGCGUCCACCACCUUUGCUGGUUCUUUCAGCUCCCUUUGUCUCUGCAGUGACUUAUAGGAGGAAAAUAAGGCAGUGUCUUGAAAUGAGCGAUCAUUUGGAAGAAAACUGUACUGAGAAAAGCAAUUCUGCCCAUGAGGAACCUGUAGAAGUGUAUGCCACUCCCGCUAAGGAUUGUCAAAUAGCACAGAAGCAACUGCAACAAAUAGAGCGGCAACUAAAAUGCUUAGCGUUUCAAAACCCAGGACCUCAAGUAGCUGACUUCAACCCUGAAACUAGAGAGCAGAAGAAGAAAGAGCGUAUGGCAAAGAUGAACCAAGAUUUUUUUUAUAAACACAAAACUAUGAAGAAGUAUGACAAACAUGGCAGGCUGCUUUGUAAUAACAUGGAUUUGUGUGACUGCCUGGAGAAGAACUGCCUGGGUUGCUUCUAUCCGUGCCCUAAAUGCAAUUCGAACAAAUGUGGACCAGCGUGUCGCUGUAAUAGAAAAUGGGUUUAUGACAGAAUUGAGACUGAAGCUGGUGAAGUGAUCAGCAUGUUACCAUUUUUUGUCCCUGAAUGAUGUUUUUCUGCUAGCUUUUGUAACUGAGCAAUGUUUUUCUUUUCAUUCUUUUUUAUUUUU